Lymnaea stagnalis (great pond snail) is the source of this 986-nucleotide messenger RNA. The record is from the annotation of a GenBank genome assembly. NCBI's taxonomy places the organism in Eukaryota, Metazoa, Mollusca, Gastropoda, Lymnaeidae.
CCUAACGACGCGCAGAGAGACGCAAGGCCUGAAUACGUUUUCGGUAACGAGGAUGACAAACAGAGAAAUGCAAGGCUGUCAUACAGAAGUUCUGAAAGCCGGGAUUCAAGGGCAACACAGUUCCUUAGUUCCUCAAGCGCUUUCCCGAUACAUUACGGAAGAUCUUCCAGUGCUGAUCCGCGAAGCUCAUCCGCCCAAAAUCACAAAGAAAACAACCAUUCACAGGGGAACAUUCACGACAUCCUUAAUGUAGCAGUGGAAAAGCUUCACUCAAAACUUGAAGAAAAUAUUUUAGAAGACUACACACACAUGACUACACAAGAGACUGGGAAAGACAAGCUUGAGGAAGAAAGAGACUCCAGCUAUCAGACGUACUUUGAGACAGCUGGUACGCAAUUUCAGACAGCUGACAUGGGAUCAGAUUGGUUACCGAGAAGAAGCUCCAACAAAUCCACAAAGUCCACGGAUAUGGAGAAGGGGAAGUCACACGGGUUAAAGGUAGACGAGACGCAGAGAAAGAAGCACAUAUACUACAGAGAGAGCAAUACGGCGUCACCAGGACUGCCUAUGGAAAACGAGGCCGACGGCCCCAACAUACAGAAUGACUCCCAAGUGAUUGUUCCAAUGUACGCGAAAGAAGAACCACCAGCCCCUGAUACAGCUAGACUGGCCGAGACGGCUGAGGCGGUCAAGUUUGAGACGCCGUACAGUGAGCGCGAACAAGAUCAACAACAUUAUAUCGACGCAAACGUUUACGAGCCUCGAUACGAAGAGCAAACUUACUCGGUACCCCUGUCUAAUGCGUCUUCUUUCAAAGAGCUAAAGAGCGCGGAGUUGUUGUAUAAUGAGCCCCGCCCCAAAGAGCCGACACACAAUGAAACUCCGAGUAAAGCGCUGAACCGCCAAGAGCCCACGCUCAAAGAGCAAUAUACUGAAUGCCCCUGCAUGGAACUUCAGUACAAUCAAUCUCAGUACAAGGAACCGCG